Molecule: messenger RNA, 638 nt
Organism: Malaya genurostris
Lineage: Eukaryota; Metazoa; Arthropoda; Insecta; Diptera; Culicidae
Gene: Rpb11
Product: DNA-directed RNA polymerase II subunit RPB11
Exons: 3
Coding region: 127-480 (117 amino acids)
Biological process (GO): transcription by RNA polymerase II
Cellular component (GO): RNA polymerase II, core complex
Molecular function (GO): DNA binding; protein dimerization activity
Source: RefSeq, a predicted model, not a curated record
ACGCGAAGCAUUUUGACAGAUGAAUAAAUACAAAUCGAUUCGAACAAAACGCCGAUAGGAAUUUAAUAUUACAACACAACUAGACUAUUAAAAAAUUGAUCUCGAUAACACUCGAAAACCUACGAUAUGAAUGCACCACCUACUUUCGAGUCAUUUCUUCUGUAUGAAGGAGAAAAAAAAAUCAUCAAGGAAUUGGAUACCAAAGUUCCGAACGCCGCAAUUUUCACAGUGAACAAAGAAGAUCAUACACUCGGCAAUAUGAUCCGAAAUCAACUGCUGAAAGAUCCAAAUGUUCUCUUCGCCGGCUACAAACUCCCGCAUCCGCUGGAACACAAAUUCGUCAUCCGAAUACAGACAACAUCCGAUUACUCCCCGCAGGAAGCGUUCAUGAAUGCCAUCACCGAUCUACUAUCCGAACUGUCGCUAUUUGAGGAACGCUUCAAAGAAGCCUACAAAGAGAAGAAAGAAGGAGGCGACUAAUCAGGAAGGACGAUUACGGUGUUUCUCAACAUUUUCUCUCGAGACAGGAAGUCAUUCGUUUUAUUUGACGGUGUUUUAAUAUUCUAUCUAACGUGUAUCAAAUAGUGUCUACAGUGUGAAAUAAAUAAGCUCUAAGCGAUUCUAAGCUGCUAAUAGAA